Thermothielavioides terrestris NRRL 8126 is the source of this 876-nucleotide messenger RNA. RefSeq lists its product as uncharacterized. The annotation marks the transcript as partial. The transcript is spliced from 3 exons. NCBI's taxonomy places the organism in Eukaryota, Fungi, Ascomycota, Sordariomycetes, Sordariales, Chaetomiaceae. The record is from RefSeq and is a predicted model, not a curated record.
UGGUGCGCCCUCAGCUACUGCUGGGGCGGGCCCCAGCCCGUGACCACGACCAGAGCCACCUACGACGCCCACCUCUCCGGCAUCCCCCUGGCCAGCCUGCCCGCCACCCUCCGCGACGCCAUCACCACCACCGCCCUGCUCGGGAUUCCCUACAUCUGGAUCGACGCGCUGUGCAUCAUCCAGGACGACGAGCGCGACAAGGCGGUCGAGAUCGCGCGCAUGCCGGCCGUGUACGAGCGCGCGCGCGUCACCCUCGCCGCCUCCAGCGCCGCCGCCUGCGCCGACGGCUUCCUGGCCGAGCGCGCCUGGCACGCCCUCUGCACCGAACCGCAGGAGCAGCAGCCGCCGCAGCAGGCACCACCACGGCUGGGCGCGGUGAUCCUCUCGCGGCAGCCGUACCGCACAGGGACGGACCCGAUCAACGCGCGCGGCUGGACGCUGCAGGAGCGGGUGCUGUCGCCGCGGCUGCGGGAGUUCGCGACGGCGCAGGUGCGGUGGCGGUGCGCGGAGGCGGCGGGCAGCGACGGGGCGGCGCUCGACACGGGGGGCCGGGGCAGGUCCGACGACGCCGACGCCGACGGGACGGGCGCCGUGCGGCUCGAUCGCGAGGAAGCGCUGUUGCAGGUCUGGGACGGCGUGGUCUGGGAGUACUCCAAGCGGAAGCUCACCGUGCCCGGGGACAAGCUCCCAGCCGUGUCGUCGGUGGCCACUAGGCUUUCUGAGCUGGCGAAUGGGGUCCUCGGCCGUUAUUACGCCGGCAUCUGGGAGGCGACGCUGCCGCACGCGCUGCUGUGGCACCCCACGCCGGACGGCGGCAAACGCUUCGCCGAGUACGUGGCGCCGAGCUGGUCCUGGGCGUCCUACGACGGACCGGUA